GUUUGUUCUGCAGCUUCCAUCUCAGAUUUUUCCUCUUAAACGGUACCUUUGCAGUUGCUGUUUCCUCUUUACUUGCUGCUCUCGCCGCUCCUCUUCGUCUUAUCAGAGUGGGACCAAACUUCUCUGCUAUGUGGUGGCUGCUCGGCGUUUUCAGCUUGGUGCUGGUGGUGGUGACCAGCGCCUUUUUCCUGGCUACUGGACGACGUUACGAGGUGUUCAGUGAGAAAUGUCUGAAGCCGCCGGGACCCCUGGUUACCGACAGCAAACAGAGGGAUGCCAGGCUGAAGAAAGGGUUUCAUGCAGACCGAGUCCCGGCCUCUCUGGAUGCCGUGGUGAUUGGCAGCGGCAUUGGAGGCCUAGCAGCUGCUGCACUUUUGUCCAAAGCUGGGAAGAGGGUUCUGGUCCUGGAGCAACAUGACCAGGCCGGGGGCUGCACACACACUUUCCAGAAUAAGGGGUUUGAGUUUGAUGUGGGGAUCCAUUAUCUGGGCCAGCUUCAUGAGAACAGCAUGCUGAAGAUUGCUCUGGACCAGAUCACGCAGGGACAGCUGCAGUUCACCAAGCUGGAGCAGCACUAUGACACGCUGUUCCUGGGUCAGCCCGACCAGCGCAGGGCUUACCAUAUCCAUGCAGGAAAGACAGAGAUGGCAGCUAGCCUGAAGAAGCAGUUCCCAGGAGAUGAGGAGGCCAUUGAUGAGUUCAUAAGACUGAUGAAGCUUGCCUCUCGAAGGACUCCACUUUUAGCCAUUUUGAAGAUAUUACCAUACUGGCUAGUGAACCUCCUGAUUCAGACUGGCCUUUUAGAUCGGAUAUCUUCUGUGUUUCACCUCGCAACAGCAAGCCAUUCAGAAAUGAUGUCCCUCCUCACACAGAACAAGGACUUGCAGGCUCUCUCUGCUUACCUGUUUUAUGGUGUCCCUCCUAAAGAUUCCAGUUUCCUUAUCAAUCUUCUCCUUCUUCACCAUUACAAACGUGGUGCGUACUAUCCUGUAGGCGGCGCCAGUGAAUUUGCCUUUCACAUUAUCCCAGUCAUUCAGCAAGCAGGCGGUGAAGUGUUGGUCCGGGCUCCUGUGCAGCGUAUUCUCAUCAACAGCCAAGGGAAAGCCAAAGGUGUCACAGUUCUUAAAGGACAAGAAGAGAUUGAGAUCUAUGCCCCUGUUGUCAUUUCCAAUGCUGGUAUCUUCAACACCUUUCAGAAAUUUCUACCUCAGCACAUACAGGACAACCCAGAGGUCCAGUCCUUGUUGGGUAUGGUCCGUCAUGGUAUGGGUUCCUUCUUAGCCUUUGUUGGUCUCAAUGGAACCAAAGAAGAGCUGGACAUCGUUUCCACCAAUUUUUGGAUGUAUAAAGACAAUGAUUUGGACACACUUAUGGAGAGAUACUCUUCACUAAGUAGAGAUGAGGUAUUGGGAAACAUCCCCAUGAUGUUCAUUACCUUUCCAUCUGCUAAAGACCCCACAUCCAGUAUCAGACACCCAGGUAAGUCUUGUAUGACAUUGUUAACCAUGGCUCGCUACGAGUGGUUUGAAGAAUGGGAGGGAACAAAACUUGGAAAGAGGGGUCAGGACUAUCUGAAUCUGAAAAACAGCAUGGCCCAGGAACUGCUGGAUUGGGCCUUAAUCAUCUUCCCUCAGCUGCGAGACAAGGUAGUAAUGUUGGAAGCUGCCACCCCUCUAACUAACGUACAUUAUUUGGGUGCACCAAGAGGUGAGAUGUAUGGUGCUGAACACAACUUGGAGCGCUUCAACCCCGAAACAAUUGCUAAGACGCGACCUCAAACACCGAUCAAGGGGCUCUACUUGACAGGUCAGGACGUGUUCUGCAACGGCAUGGCUGGGGCUCUGCAUGGCGGACUCCUCUGUGCGUCAGCUGUGCUCAAUCAGGUCCUCUACAUUGACCUUCUAGCCCUAAAAAUACGACUCAAACACAAGCAGACCAAUCAUAAGAAAACUUUGUAACAACAGGAGUGGAUGCUGACCCUGGUCCUCUACUGCAUGCAAGAUGAUGCCAGUUAGCAAAAACGAUUUUUAAAAAAGAAAUAAAAUUUAUUUCAGAAAUGUGUAAAAUAUUGAACAUCUUUAAAUGUCUUUCAAAGGGUUUUAUGUCUGUUUCCUGGAGGCAACUUUGGACCAAAAUUUUAAUGCAGCCAUGUUGAUUCCAUAAUUGUAUGUUUUUGCAUGAGGACAACAGUUGUAUUUUAACAAGUUUUCAUUUUUAAUAAGCAAUUUAAAGGUGUAAAACUAUCAAAAAUAAAUGUUUACUCCUUUUAGUUUGAAUGAAAUUAUGUUUUUUGACCCUUUGUGUGGCGCAAAAUAGCAAAGCUGUUUCCUUUCAGCCAUAAAGGGUUUUAGUAUGACUUCCUGAGAGUCAUGUGACACACGAAUCUAUUGUCUCUCUUCCUUUAUUUUAAAA
Melanotaenia boesemani (Boeseman's rainbowfish) is the source of this 2412-nucleotide messenger RNA. RefSeq names its product inactive all-trans-retinol 13,14-reductase-like. NCBI's taxonomy places the organism in Eukaryota, Metazoa, Chordata, Actinopteri, Atheriniformes, Melanotaeniidae. The coding region runs from base 129 to 1958 and encodes 609 amino acids. The record is from RefSeq and is a predicted model, not a curated record. The transcript has 12 exons. Gene Ontology annotation, molecular function: oxidoreductase activity.